AUGGGUGCCACCAGUAACAAGUACUCGGUCAUUCUGCCGACCUACAACGAACGGAGGAACCUCCCUAUUAUUAUCUGGCUGCUUCAGAAGACCUUCAACGAGAACAAGUUGGAUUGGGAGGUUAUCAUUGUUGACGAUGGCUCUCCUGACGGCACCCUCGAGAUCGCAAAGCAGCUCCAGAAGCUCUAUGGCCCCGAGCACAUCAUCCUGAAGCCUCGCGCAGGCAAGCUCGGUCUGGGAACCGCCUACGUGCACGGCCUCCAGUUUGUCACCGGCAACUUCGUCAUCAUCAUGGACGCCGACUUCAGUCACCACCCCAAGUUCAUCCCCGAGAUGGUCCGCAUUCAGAAGGAGAGCGACGCCGACAUUGUGACCGGUACCCGCUACGCCAACCGUGGAGAUAUCAAGGGUGGUGUCUAUGGCUGGGAUCUGUUCCGGAAGUUCACAUCGCGGACUGCGAACAUGAUUGCCGAUGUCAUGCUAAUGCCCGGCGUCAGCGAUUUGACUGGUAGCUUCCGCCUGUAUAAAAAGGCGGUCCUCGACAAGGUCAUUACCAGCACUCAGAGCAAGGGUUAUAGUUUCCAGAUGGAGAUGAUGGUCCGUGCCAAGGCUAUGGGAUACAAGGUGGAGGAGUGCCCUAUCACUUUUGUCGACCGUCUCUACGGAGAGAGCAAGCUGGGUGGCAGCGAGAUUGUCGAGUAUCUCAAGGGUGUAUUCACUCUAUGGCUGAAGGUUUAA
Messenger RNA from Penicillium pulvis, 738 nucleotides. Its product is annotated as dolichyl-phosphate beta-D-mannosyltransferase. The transcript has 2 exons. Gene Ontology annotation, biological process: protein O-linked glycosylation via mannose; GPI anchor biosynthetic process. Lineage: Eukaryota; Fungi; Ascomycota; Eurotiomycetes; Eurotiales; Aspergillaceae. Bases 1 to 738 code for a protein of 245 amino acids. The record is from RefSeq and is a predicted model, not a curated record. Gene Ontology annotation, molecular function: dolichyl-phosphate beta-D-mannosyltransferase activity. Gene Ontology annotation, cellular component: endoplasmic reticulum membrane.